Molecule: messenger RNA, 789 nt
Organism: Malus domestica (apple)
Lineage: Eukaryota; Viridiplantae; Streptophyta; Magnoliopsida; Rosales; Rosaceae
Source: RefSeq, a predicted model, not a curated record
AUGAAUGAUACAGAAUCUCAGGAGUUAAUUCAGGCAGUUUCAGAUGGGAAAAAGAAAUAUCUCAGGAUUAGGAAUUCCGAUGGUAUGCUGAUGCAGGGUAACCGAAUAUACGUGCCUAAUAUUGAAGAAUUAAAGAAAGAUAUUCUUGAUGAGGCACACGUUUCAGCAUAUGCAAUGCAUCCUGGAAGUACCAAGAUGUAUCACACUAUUCGACCUUUCUAUUAUUGGCCUGGUAAUAAAAGAAAGAUUGCUGAAUAUGUGAGUCGUUAUGCUGAAGCUCUCAGUUUGAGAUUGCUUUAUAGCACAGCUUAUCACCCUCAGAUGGAUGGACAAUCUGAGAGAACCAUUAAGAUGCUAGAAGAUAUGCUGAGAUCCUCGAUUUUGCAAUUUGGAGACACUUGGCAUAAGCAUUUAGCUUUGAUCGAGUUUGCUUAUAAUAACAGUUAUCAAUCUAGCAUUGACAUGCCACCUUUUGAGGCGCUUUAUGGCGUGGUAUGGUUUGGUAAGAAAGGUAAAUUAAGUCCUUGGUAUAUUGGACUAUAUCUGAUCACCGAGCGAGUUGGUGAAGUUGCCUAUAGGCUUGAGCUGCCUCCAGAGUUAUUAAAGGUACAUGAUGUUUUCCAUGUGUCUAUGCUUCGUCACUAUGUCUCUAAUCCAUCGCACAUGAUCCCUCCUCAACCACUAAAGAUUAACCCAGAUUUGGCUUAUGAUGAAGAGCCAGUAACGAUUUUGGAUUGGAAGGAUAAGGUUCUCGGAAGCAAGAUUGUGCGCAUGGUGAAAGUUUUAUAG